ACGAAUAGGACAUCACUAAAGCGCAGUCCCUCUCUCCAGCGGCGAGACUGAAGGAUUCAGAGAAACCACGUAGCACCAGAGAGAGCACCGUCCACCGGCUCAUCUCAGUAUGUGGCAGAGAACUACGUGGUGCUGAAGGAAGACGACAAAACAGACGGAGGUCGAAAAAGCUCAGGGUCGCCAAAUUGCCCGUUCCUGAACAUAUUCAACGGGAGGCUCUUCAUAUUUUUGAUCCCCGGUUGUACACAUCUUGGAACUGCGCAAGGCUACCUCCAACCCUGAGAGGUGAAGUGUCAGGUUCGACGUAGAAGUGAAGCCCCGAUGGCUCCAGAAUCCUGUGAGUCACUUUGGUGAGCGUGGGGCUGUUAGAGGGCAGAAGACAUGUUGGGACAGAGGGCUGGGCACCGCAUUGAAGCUUGCUGUAGUAACCAUGGAAACGGUGUGGAGGAGUCUGGCCUUCGUUGGUAUCAUCACCAUGGUUGCCAGUGGAGUGCCAGAGAGUUGGAGUCCUGAGGAGUUUGCUCAGUCUCAAGCUGAGUUUCUGUCCAGCUUGGACCAGUAUGAGAUCGCCAUCCCAGUGCGUGUGGGGCCACAUGGGGAAACGCUAUCAGAAGAGGAGAUCUCUCACAGGAAUGGCCGACACCGGCGUAGCACGGAAACGCAGAGCGUUCCAGAACCACAGCUGUACUAUCAACUCUCCACAUCGAGCACUGACCUUUUGCUCAACCUCACACUGCAGGGAGGACUGCUCUCGCGACAGUUCCGUGUGGAAUACUGGAAGAGGGGGCGCUUGGCUUGGAGUCACCCAUACUUGCCCAGUUGCCACUAUGUGGGUCACCUGCAGCACCAGCCUCACUCUAGUUCUGUGGCUGUUAGCAACUGUAAUGGCCUGCAAGGGGUCAUUGUGGCUGGAGGUGAGGAGUACAUUAUCGAACCCUUGGUUUCUGUUAAAAACUUCACCAGUGAGGAUGGCAGAGAAGGGCACCCCCAUGUGGUGUACAAACGGUCAUCUCUAAGAUACCAAAACAUGGACCAGUCCUGUGGAGUAAUUGAUGAGAAGCCUGGUAAGAGCUAUGGAUGGUGGCAGAGAACAAUAAAGCCCUCACCCAACCAGAUGGGACGGGGCCAGUUACCACUGAAGCGUUCUGUCAGCCAAGAACGCUACGUUGAAACCCUGGUGGUGGCCGACAAGAUGAUGGUCAGCUAUCACGGCCGUCGCGAUAUCGAGCAGUACAUUCUGGCUGUCAUGAAUAUUGUUGCCAAACUGUUCCAGGAUUCUAGCCUGGGGAAUGCAGUGAACAUCGUUGUGACGAGGCUUAUUCUACUGAUGGAAGACCAGCCCACACUAGAGGUAAACCAUCAUGCAGGGAAGUCUUUAGACAGUUUCUGCAAGUGGCAAAAGUCCAUCCUCCACCGGAACGGACAUGGGAAUGCCAUCCCUGACAAUGGAAUCGCUCACCAUGACACAGCAGUCCUCAUCACCAGGUAUGAUAUCUGCAUCUACAAGAACAAACCAUGUGGAACACUUGGAUUGGCACCUGUUGGUGGUAUGUGUGAGCCAGAGAGAAGCUGUAGCAUCAAUGAAGACAUUGGUCUGGCCACUGCUUUCACCAUUGCACAUGAAAUAGGACACACGUUUGGGAUGAAUCAUGAUGGUGUUGGCAAUGCAUGUGGGGUGCGCAGUCAGGAGACUGCUAAACUCAUGGCUGCCCACAUCACCAUGAAGACUAACCCCUUCGUCUGGUCUGUCUGCAGCCGCGAUUACAUCACCAGCUUCCUCGACUCUGGCAUGGGUUCCUGUCUGAACAAUGUUCCCCCCAAGCAGGAUUUUGUUUACCCCACCACAGCCCCUGGUCAAGCCUAUGAUGCAGAUGAGCAGUGCCGCUUUCAGUAUGGAGUGAAGUCUCGUCAGUGUAAAUACGGGGAAGUGUGCAGUGAGCUUUGGUGCAUGAGUAAAGGGAAUCGCUGCAUCACCAGUAGUAUCCCAGCAGCCGAGGGCACCAUCUGUCAGACCAGCACCAUCGAAAAAGGGUGGUGCUACAAAAGAGUGUGUGUGCCAUAUGGAACACGUCCGGAGGGGGUAGAUGGUGGGUGGGGCCACUGGUCGCCAUGGGAGGAGUGUAGUCGCACCUGUGGGGGCGGAGUCGCAUCCUCUAUUCGCCAUUGUGACAGCCCCAGGCCAACAGUUGGAGGAAAAUAUUGUCUGGGAGAGAGGAAGCGUUUCAGAUCCUGCAACAUUGAUGAGUGCCCAUCCGGAUCUCAGGAUUUUCGACAGAUUCAGUGCUCGGAUUUUGACAGUGUUCCCUUCCGGGGGAAAUUCUACACCUGGAAGCCAUACAGGGGCGGUGGAGUGAAGUCAUGUUCUCUGAACUGCCUGGCAGAGGGCUAUAACUUCUACACUGAGCGCGCUCCAGCUGUGGUGGAUGGCACACCUUGCAGGGAUGACUCUCUGGACGUUUGUGUUAAUGGCGAGUGUAAGCAUGUGGGCUGUGACCGGAUCCUUGGCUCGGAUGUUCGGGAAGAUCGCUGCCGCAUUUGUGGAGGAGAUGGGAGCAGCUGCCAGGUCAUCGAGGGGGUCUUCAAUGACUCCCUGUCUGAAGGAGGUUAUGAGGAGGUGGUCAGGAUCCCCAAAGGAUCUGUAUUCAUACACAUCCAAGAGCUCAAUGUCUCUCAAAAUUACUUGGUGUUGAAGAGCAAAGGGGAUCAGUACUUCAUCAACAGCAAGCUGACCAUCGACACGCCAAGACGCUUUGAAAUUGCGGGAACCACCUUCCACUACCGCCGACCUGCCAAUGAACCGGAGACCCUGGAAGCACUUGGACCCACCAACAUGACCCUGAUCGUCAUGGUGUUGGUCCGUGAGGAAAAUCCUGGGAUACAUUACCGUUUUAACCCACCUGUCAACAGAGAUCCCCUGAGCAGUUACGCCUGGCAUUAUACAUCCUGGUCCCGCUGCUCUGCUCUGUGUGCAGGAGGGGUGCAAGUCCAGCAGGUAGUGUGCAAGAAACAAGCCGAUCUCUCUGUGGUGUACAACCACUUCUGCGACAAGAAAAACAAGCCUAAAGACAAGAAAAGACCCUGCAACUUGGAACCCUGCCCUCCAACGUGGUUGACAGGAGACUGGUCAGAUUGCAGUCGGAGCUGUAACGGAGGAGUGCGGACGCGGGAAGUGCUGUGUAAAAGAAAGAGCUCGGUAACAGAGGAGAAAGUCCUGGAUGACGUGGUCUGCACCCCGCCACAGCCUUCCAUCACUGAAUCAUGCAACAACCACACCUGCCCACCAGAAUGGCAUGCCCUGGACUGGUCUGAGUGUACUCCUAUCUGUGGUCCAGGUUUCAGGUACAGAGAGAUUUUGUGCAGAAGUGGAGAGAACGGCGAAACGUUGCCAGAGUCAGAGUGCUUGAAACAAAGCCGCCCGACCACCAGGGUGCGCUGCAACAUAAACCGUUGUCCACCACCUCGGUGGGUUACAGGACCCUGGGGAGAGUGUUCGGCUAUGUGCGGUAUGGGUCAAGAGAUUCGUUCCGUACAGUGUCUGUCAUACACUGGCCAGCCAUCUAACGAGUGCCCUGAGACACUUCGUCCCACCUCCAUGCAGCAGUGCAAGAGCAAGUGUGAUGAUAAUGGCCCUACAGAGAACCCUGAAGAGUGUAAAGAUGUGAACACAGUGGCAUACUGCCCCCUGGUGCUCAGGUUCAAAUUUUGCAACCGUGCAUACUUCAGACAGAUGUGCUGCAAAACCUGCCAAGGACACUGACCUCCUUCUCACUCUCUUUCACUCUCUCUCUCUCUCUCUCUCUCUCUCUCUCUCUCUCUCUCUCUCAUUCUCUAUGACUCUCUCUCUUGCCCUGAUUUUCUUCCCUCUCCACCCUCCCGUCAUCUUGCAUGGCCAGAAACGCCCAUACUCAGCAUUCCGCUGGAGGAGUGCUGUUAACCACUGGAAGACUGACAUCAUUGUGAGAGAAAGCAUGGAUGAAAUGAGAGCGAGAGAGAGACUUGAAAAUAGAGAGAAAGAGAGAAAUCUAUGCUGCAUUCUUUCUCUCCCUCCAACCAUCUGCUUUGACACUGCUGCUGUGAAUACCAGUCUGCCUAAAAUACAUCCGUCGGUGUUUCUUUUGCUUUUCCAUGUGGUGCUUUUGGCCAUCACUGUCAUACAGAGAAGAGUUUGGGAACUGCCAAUCUCAGCAAAAUCUAAACCUCAGUGAAUAAUAGUUGUCUGUUAUUGUAAUGUGUCAUCUUUAUUAUAGUCUCAAAAGUUCACUCAGUAAUUUUUUGUGUAGCGCUGGUUGGUUUGGACUUUGGAUAAACAUUAUUGAGUGCAUCUUUAAAGGGAUAAUUCAACCAAAAAAUUAAAAUUCUGUUAUUAUUUGCUCACCCUUAUGGUGUUAAAAAGCUGUAUGACUUUUUCUUUAUUCUCAAGAACAUCAAAGAUUCUCAAGAACAUCAAAGAUUCUCAAGAACAUCAAAAAGAAAUCUUUGUCCAUACAAUAAAAUGUCUAUUUUUGUUUCAUAAUUGUUUAGAACAACAUGAGAGUGAGUAAAUAAUGCAUUUUUGGGUGAACUAUCCCCUUAAGAGCCUUUUUCACUUCUAGCAAUUUGCAAAGCAACCAACAGUUAACUAUUUUUAUAAGAAUCGGUGAUUUUAAACGACAUGAGCGAAGAUGCGGUUUUACCACUUGUCCUAAGAAUUUUCACAGUGAAAUCUAAUAAUUUCUAAGUACUAAUCGAAUAAUAAUUUUCCCUACACAGAUUUUGCAACGAAUUUCGCAAGUUGCAAAAUCGCUGCGUUGAGCACCAGAAAGCUGUUUGUUUUGAAAGUGACUUCUAUGUAAGCAGUGCAUUGUAAAUUACAACACUGCGCUAUACAAUGGACCUUUUGCAAAGAAACAUUUGCCGAAAGUUCACUAAUGUUACUGUACCGUAAUGCUUCAUGGUACAGAUGAUUGCUGCAGUUGAGAGGAACACUGACUAGCAGUGACUUGUUGGCAUUGAACAAUUGAAUCAUUGUCCAUGUGAACUGCUCUUUAGAGAAACUCCAGAUCACUCAGAUAUCUUAAUCUCUCAUUCAGUGUGGUUGUUGCUUAGAUACUGUAUCUUUUAAUCUGACAGCCAUGUGGCUAUUUGCAGUUUUGGUGCUAUGCAAUUUUCUUGCCAUCCAGUACAAUAAUGCUUACAUUAUAUUAAGAUACCGUGCAUCAGUCAAACCUGGAUGAACAAUGAGCUAUUUAGCAAACAAAGGGAAAUAAGUGGUAGGGUCAGUUUAGCUUCUGUGCACAAUGUAAUAGUAGUUAGAGGUCAAUGGAAGCUGUUGUUAAACCCAUGUGGUGGUCAUAUUGUUGUUCGCUGACACUUAGAUAAUGUAAUGUACUUCUAAUGCACCACAAGUCAACAUGCAGCAAUGUUGGUGGCAUUGCAGAAUUGUGACGCAUGUAACCUUAGUUACUGGACAGCUUCUGCUUCAUUUUAUCAGAUGUGGGACAAAAAUUCAUACUCUCCCCUUUGAGACCUUUAAGUAAUAUUUUGGGGGGAGGGAAAAAGUAAAAUGCCAAUAACCUACAUGACCUUAUGCUAUUUUUAUUAAAAAGUACUACAAUUUUAUUCAAAUUCAUCUAAAGUCAUACAAUAGGUGUACAUGGGUAAAAUACCAGAAUGUAAGUCAUUGUAAUAAUGCAGAAGCAAUGGCAUUUGAAUAUGCAUUUUAAGUGUAAAGGGAAGAAUUAGGGUGGAAGUAAUAUUUUUUUCGCGGGUCUGUGUCUCACAAAAAAAUAAAACAUGUUUGGAACAGCAUAAUAGUGAUUAAAGGAGCCAUUUUUUGAUGAACUCAGUGUUUUCGUAACAUAUUGAUUUGAUUCCCUUUCAGAACCUACAAUUUCCAUUUAACCUUUUCUAACCCAAAUAUCAGCCUUUAGCAUAAAUUUGCCAAAUUAUUAGGGACAGUCAUCGUAAGAGAGCGAUAACAGACCUUUCCCCUGUCCUGGGUUUUGGCAGCAUUCAUCAAAUGUUUGAUUUGAAGGGCAGAUCUUGAAGAGGUGUCCUCUGUUCACGGACUGGUGGCUAAUCCGUGGUGCUACAGUAUGGUGCUAUGUCUUUAUUUGCCAUAAUCUUUGAUUGUUUUGGUAAUACAUUUGCUAAGGGAAAAAAAAGCAAGAUUCUAUGAAAACUAAAAGUAUUGUUCAAGUAUCUUUGCAGAGACACUAGCUUUAAAUCAUUUAUUUGGUACAAUUAUUAUGUGAAAGAUGAAUAUGCUGUUUUGCUUUUUGAUGGUAAGCUUUUAUCUUUAAAUUUUGCAGUGUGUUCCUACAUUUGCAAUAACUGUAGAUUCAUUUUGUAAAUGCAGUCACACUUGUUUAUUUGGACUUUAAUAGUGAUUUUCACAUACUGUGCUGUCAUGUGCUUGUGAUGUUUAUUUCCUCUGAAUUUUACGUAGACCAGUUGAAAUGAAUUUGAAAUACGGAAUAAAAAGAUGCAUUGUGUAGAAAUAAUAUCCAAUGUAUUGUUAUAUCAGCUGUAUACCGUUUAUAUCCAUUUCCUAUUUUAUUAUUUUGUUUUACAAAGACUUGGUAAGAUAUUACAGUUUUUACACAGUCUUCUGUCACAUAUAAACCUCAGACUUGUUGGCUUGUCAUAUGUGUGUGUGUUUUCACUGUAUGUCCAUCUGCACUGUACUUUUUUACUAAAUAGAAUAUAAAAAUAAACUUCCUGCAUACUGAUAUUAA
Carassius gibelio (silver crucian carp) is the source of this 6716-nucleotide messenger RNA. RefSeq names its product A disintegrin and metalloproteinase with thrombospondin motifs 10. The coding region runs from base 431 to 3757 and encodes 1108 amino acids. Gene Ontology annotation, biological process: extracellular matrix organization; proteolysis. Lineage: Eukaryota; Metazoa; Chordata; Actinopteri; Cypriniformes; Cyprinidae. Gene Ontology annotation, cellular component: extracellular matrix. The transcript has 25 exons. The record is from RefSeq and is a predicted model, not a curated record. Gene Ontology annotation, molecular function: metalloendopeptidase activity.